AAUCGAAUGAAUAUAAAAAUCCCGCACGAUAAGUUGGAGCCGCCCGCUGCAGACACGCUCCCCGUCCCCGUGGUGACAUCGUAAGAGUAUUAUAGGAGCCACAGGCUACAGUGAUUUCCAUUAAGAGCGGUGGGCGGUGCGCGUCCACAGCUCCUCUCUUAUUGCGGUACACGCCGAUGCGCGUCCGUAAUCACCCAGCCGUCCUCCAACCUAACCCCCCGGGCGAACCAAUCCGAGCCGAAGUCAGCCCCGAACUGCGCCGACCCGAGUCCACGGUCCCUCCGCCGCGCUCAGAGGCUGGAGAGGCGGAACGAUGACCUCUUAGCGCAUCUUUACGCACCAGACCCGCCGCCCGCCUCUUAAAAACACGCGCCUCAGCCUCUUUACGUUCAAGUCGCUCGCCGAGACCAUGGAAGCAGCAGGUCCAAGGACCGAUCUCCUCCUCUCCCAGCUGCUGCUUUUAAGCCAGAUAGUUGUGGCAGCAGAAGCGCUAGUCCAGGGUCUGAGGACACGCCCUGAAGACACCGACUGGUCCUACUCAGGUACCCUGAACCAACGCAACUGGGGAAGGAAGUAUCCGUCCUGCAACAGUGCCAGACAGUCACCGGUGGACAUCGAUGAGACUUUCACCCAGGUCAGGCUGCAGUACCAGAACCUACAGUUGGAAGGCUUUCACAAGUUGACAGCAGAGUCAACCAUCAUCCAUAACAAUGGGAAGACUGUGGCCAUCAAUGUGGAUGGGGAGUUCUUUGUGAGUGGAGGAGGUCUAAGCUCCAGGUUUCGUGUUGGUAGAGUCACCUUCCACUGGGGGCGCUGCAACGCCUCAUCAGAUGGGUCCGAACACAGCGUGAACGGGAUGAAAUAUCCCCUGGAGAUGCAGAUCUACUGUCAUGAUCCAGAUGACUACCAAAGUCUGGAUGAUGCUAUCAAGGAAGGAGGAAGGGUCGCUGCCCUGGCUGUGCUCUUUGAGAUUACCCUUGAAGACAAUGAAAACUACAGGCCUGUCCUAGAGGCCAUCAACGCUGUCAGCAGAUUUGGCAAGAGUGAGUCAACGGAGCCUUUCAGCUUGAGGUCCUUGCUGCCUAAUAACACAGAUAAGUACUACAUCUACAACGGCUCACUGACGUCACCCCCCUGUUCUGAAGUGGUGGAAUGGAUCGUCUUUAAACACACCGUGGCCAUAUCAGAAACACAGCUGGAGUUGUUUUGCGAGGUGAUGACCAUGGAGCAGGCGGGGUACGUGAUGCUGACCGAUUACCUGCAGAACAACUUCAGGGAGCAGCAGCAGUUCAUGGGUCAGGUGUUUGCCUCCUACACCGGAGUCGAGGACGUGCUCACGCCCACCUGCAGCUCUGAGCCCGAAAACGUUCAGGCUGACGCUCAGAACGACACCACCAUCGUGGUGACGUGGGAGCGCCCCCGCGUGGUUUACGACACCACCAUCGACUGGUACACCGUCACCUACCAGCGGCUGCAGGGCCGAGACCAGAACAAGAUGGAGGACAGGACGGACGGAGACCAGGACGUGGGUGUAAUCAUCUCCAGCCUGCUGGCCAACAGCAGCUACGUGGUUCAGGUGGUGGCUGUUUGCACCAACGGUCUCAGGGGACGAUGGAGCGACCAGAUUAUAGUGGACAUGCCUUUAGAAGAUCCAGAAAGCGAGUCUUACCCCGACCCCGUCAGGAAAGACGUUGAAGGCAACAAGGAGGCCUCAUCUGGAGCUCACUGGGAGAGGCCAGAGAACCAGAAUCAGGUGGAUUUGCUUCCUGAGGACCACAGCCCAGUGGAGGAGGUCCCAGUGGAGCAGACCAGGGUUUACCAGAACCAACCCUUUGACCAAACCCAAGCAAAUCAGAACCUCCCGGUGCAGAUCGGCACCCGUUCCACCCCAAAGACUAGCUCCGACUCCACCGCGCCGCAGAAAACUCGACUCAACCAGAACGCGAGGAAGAAACCGGGCAGAAACAAGUCGAAGCUCGAUGAUAUGGAUUGGAACCGCGUUGAUGGCGACCAGCUGAUCCCAACACACCGGCCCUUCACCAAUGGAGGCGUGGACGUCAAUAGCGCGAUCUGGGCCACGGAUCAGCCGGGCUUCCUGUUUCCAGUUGCUCGGACAACCACGCCGCCGACCAUCCGCCGGCAAAUCACAGAAGAGGCCUCGUUGUCAGUGUUGUCGCAUCAGGCAAGUGAUCAUGAUCCACUGGGCCAAGAUGGUGAAAAUGGCCUCAGCUCUUCCCAGUCGGACCUGUACACCCCUCCCGUGGAGGACGUCCAAGUCACAGACAUCUUCUAUGAAGAUGCAGUCAACAGUUCUCCUCUGGAAACCGUCACCUCAUCUGCACCAGUGUCUGGUGCUGUGGUGCCAGGUAAUGAAGUGGACAAAGGCUCCGAGUCGUCCUCCGAAGACAACGACGGCCCCGUAAACAAACCAGUACCCAAAACAGUCUCAUCCUACACUCCCUCCUCCCUCUGGGUCACGGAAAAGACGGCACCUGCCAGCAACACGCUCGCCAAUUCAGUCUACAAAUCGCUCACCACCUCGUCUCUCCUCAGAGUGUUGAUGCACACGACUCAGCCCAUGUUCAACGAGGGCAGCAACAGCAGCCACGAGUCCCGGGUUGCCCUCGUUGAGGGCGUGGAGAGGGAGAAGAGGACGGUCAUUCCCCUGGCCGUCGUCUCCACUCUCACCAUCCUUUGCCUGCUGGUUCUGGUGGGCAUACUCAUCUACUGGAGAAACUGUUUCCAGACGGCCAACUUCUACCCGGACGACAGCACUUCGCCUAAAGUCGUGUCUGCUCCGUCCACCCCCCUGCUGCUGGCCACAGAUGGUCACGAGCCUCUGACGGUGAAGCAGUUUGUGAAGCAUGUCAUGGAGCUCCACGCCACCAACACCUUCUGCAAAGAGUUUGAGAUUGUCAAAGAAUCCUACGAGGAGGUGCAGGCGUGCACGGUGGACAUGGGCAUCACCGCCGACAGCUCCAAUCACCCCGACAACAAAAGCAAGAACAGAUACAUCAACAUUCUGGCCUAUGACCACAGCAGAGUGAAGCUCUCCAACAGUUUGGACCGAGAUGGGAAAUGCGGGGACUACAUUAACGCCAACUUUGUCGACGGCUACGAGCGAACGAGGGCAUACAUCGCGGCUCAGGGGCCCCUCAGAGCCGGCAGAGAAGACUUCUGGAGGAUGAUCUGGCAGCAGAACAUCGGCGUUAUUGUCAUGAUCACUAAUCUGAAGGAGAAAGGGCGGACAAAAUGUGAUCAGUACUGGCCGGACGAGAACACGGAGGAAUACGGCUCCUACCAGGUGACCCUGAAAAACACCAAGACCCUGGCUUACUACACGCUGCGGGCGUUUACUGUGAGGGACACGUCGAAUAAGGCGUCUCAAAAGAAAGUGGAGCACACGGUCCUCCAGUACCACUACACCCAGUGGCCAGACAUGGGCGUCCCAGAGUACACCCUGCCCGUGCUGUCCUUCAUCAGGGCCUCGUCUCAGGCCCGGACGCAGGAGAUGGGACCUGUCUUGGUACACUGCAGUGCUGGUGUGGGACGGACAGGAACCUACAUAGUGAUCGACAGCAUGCUGCAGCAGAUCCACGAUCAAGGGACAGUCAACGUCCUCGGUUUCCUGAAACACGUCCGGACUCAGAGGAACUUCCUGGUUCAGACGGAGGAGCAGUACGUGUUCAUCCAUGAUGCUCUGGUGGAGGCCGUCCUGAGCCGGGACACCUCCGUGACCUCUGAGCUCCUCCACACGUACGUGUCCGACCUCCUGACCCCCAGCGCAACAGGCAGGACGCGCAUGGACAAACAAUUCAAGCUGAUUAGUCAGCGUCAGGCCAAGCACGCAGACUACAGCACCGCCCUGAAGGACGGCAACGCUGAGAGGAACAGAGCCAGAGCUCUGAUGCCUGUGGAGAGAUCAAGAGUCUCUCUGACCGCUUCAGAAACAAACUCCACGGGCUACAUCAAUGCCUCCUACGUGAUGGGACGCCACUGCAGCAAGGAGUUCAUAGUGAGCCAGACUCCUCUGAGCAGCACCGUGGAGGAUUUCUGGAGGAUGAUCCUGGAGCACAACACAUGCACCGUUGUGCGUCUGCCAGACACACACAAUCAGACUGAAGCGGGGGAUCGUUGCGUCUACUGGCCCAGUAAAGACCAACCAAUGAUCUUUGAAGGUUUCACUGUGUCGUACUCCGGCAAGGAGCACGUGUGUCUGUCUAAUGAUGAGAGGCUCCUGGUGCAGGACUUCACGGUGGAGUCUCUGCAGGACAAUUACGUCUUGGAGGUGCGUCAGUACAGCGCCCUCUUCUGGCCCAACCCAGACAGUCCCAUCAGAAACAGUUUUGAUGUUGUCAGCAAAGUCAGAGAGCACAGCCGACCGAGCCAAGGACCCACAGUCGUACAUGAUCCUUUGGGAGGCGCUACGUCCGGGCUGUUUUGCGCCCUCACCACCCUCUCGAGCCAGCUGGAGGAGGAGGGAGCGGUAGACGUCUACCAGGUGGCACGAAUGACCAACCUCAUGAGGCCCGGGGUGUUUAAUGAUGUAGAGCAGUACCAGUACCUGUACCGAGCUGUGCUGAGCCUGGUGAGCAGCCAGGAGGACCAGAGAGCCUUGCAGAGUCCGGAGACCAACGGGUCUGUGCCGCUGGGACAGAACAACAUCGCAGAGAGCCUGGAGUCGCUGAUGUAGACACACACACGCACACACACGAGCAAAUUUAACACACAAAUACAGUAAACAGAGGAGAGGAGCACACCUUGCAUGUGAUGAGGGAGUAACAUCUCAACAAUAAUCUCUUAGAAUGAACAUGGGCUCAACGAGCAGACUCUCAGCUUUAAUUUGAAGGUGUUUACAUUGGAGUGGGAGGAAGAAAUCUUCUCCUUAUGCUGGUUUUAGAUCCUAACCCUCAAAUUAAAGCUGAGAGUCUGAACUUAAUGCCCAGCUACAACUUGAACAGGUUUUGGGAAAUUAACAAAUAUCGUAUCGGCGUCCAAAAUGAUACGGACGUAACCGCGUAAGAAUCCAGUAUAGUCCGGUCUCUUCACUCUGAGUCACAUGUUAUGAAAACCAAACGUCACUUUUCCUGACGAGUGAGGCCCAUUACCAGGAGCUCUAAAUACUUCUGCUGUCUGACACAGUAACUGCACCUAAAAGCUUUUAGCCAUUCAAAGGAUUUCUUUUCAUGAACUCACCCAACACGUCUGUCGGGUUUAGUCAGACCAUUAAAAGUGACCUUUUAUCCGUGUGUCGGUGUUAGCCCGCGCCGCAGACAGAGCCACGGACGUGCUCCUUUCUGCUGUUAGCCCUCAAAUCAGACGGAGUGGGCAACGUCCUGUCAAAGAGGGAAAGGUACUGCUUCAUACUAAGGCACUCUUUAGAAAUGAACAAAUGGCUUUAGGAAUGGUUAAAGGAACUCCCAACAUUUCUAAACACACAUUUUGCUUGUAAGAAAACGAAAAACCUUCAUUCUUAGCUCACAAAAAGGUUGAAAACAGCAGCACAGGAUUGUUCUUUAAAUGAUGUAUCAACUAUUAAUAAAGCCAUUAGUUAUUGAUACCAUAUUAGGUACCAUGAAAAGCUUGGCUGCCUUAUCAGCAGGAACCUGCAAACAUUCCACCUUUAUACGUGCAGGUUGUCAUCACAGAGCCUGAGGAAGCAGAGAGAAAGCCAAACAGCUAUUAAGAGUAUUCUGUUCAGCUAAACACACACGCUAUGUACAAAUCAACGCCAGUGGAACUGAUGUUUCUUAAUGGUGGGCGGAGUCUUCUUAAUGAUUCCAGUUAUAGAGUUAUCUUAAAUUCAUUACUUCUGAUUUUCUUUAAGAUUUUUUUUUUUAUUAUUAUUAUUAUUUGUGGCUUCUUUACUUACCCUUUUAUCAUUUCCAAUGAUCUCCUGAAGUCUGUCUUUCUAUUAAAAACAGAAAUUCAAAAAAAAAAAAAAAGAAAAUCACCUAGUGAGUGACAUUUCUGAAACACAUACUUAGAAAUGAAAGUCGUCACUUGACGUUAAAAAGGGAACUAAUGCAAGAAAUGACACUUUCUCAAACUCCUGUUUUCCUAUCAAAUAUUUUAUGCACUGCACACCAGCCAGCAGGUUUUGGGGCUCAGACUACCACGACAUCCUUAUCUCUAUAUAAGAAUGCUUUUCAUAACCAAAUUCUCUUAAGACGUCACUAGUGAUAAUGUAACGACUGCUAGUCUUUGCUGUCUCCUGUCCACUGGCUCCAUGGUUCCUGGUACCCAGUGCCUUUUGUAAUUCACGUUAUGGUACUUAAAACCCAUUUUGAUACAACCGUGCGACUAAUAUGCCAAAACAUUGAUGUGUUAUUUUUCUAAGGUGAUAUACUGUUGAGCUUAUUAGUGAAAUGUCAUCGGCCUCGGAUGUUUUGUAAAAGUUUCGGUCUGGGGUUCUGCUCACGAAUUAAUUUUUUUGAAACCAGAAUAGCAGCGAGGAACCUCUAGCAGAAUAAAACAUAAAAGAUAAUCUGAAAAAAAAAUAUCUUGUCAUUCAGUUGAGACUGUUAGAAAUACUCACCAGAUGCAAUGAAAAGAAGGACACACAGCUGAACUUGAGUCUUGUUUCCAUACAAAGUUCCCGGAACUUUUAGUUUUUUAAAGGAACUAAAAGGUUCCUUCAGACCACAUGUUGUUACUGCCAUAUAAAGUGAUUUACAUGUAACUUGACUUGUGUGACGCAGCUAAUACUGCUAAUAACAUUGACAAUGAUUCAGUCACAUGAAUCAUUGCUGGAAAAAAAGUGAAAAAAGUGGUAAUAAAGCCGAAAAUGCCUGAAAUGCUACACUUAGAUGUUCAUAUAAACCGUUCAGCUUUUAAACCGUAAAUCCAGCUACAGACUAAUAAAGGCUGAAGUGGCUAAAUAAAAAACUGCGAGCACUUGACCAAACAGAAAAGUUCAUUACUGCAAACCCCACCCCCAGUGUUGCAGGGGCUUAUGGGUUUGAAUUUAAUCAGAUCCUGGUCCCUCCAGUGGAAAAACACUGAAUACCUUCAAAGGUUCCUAGUUCUUGAGGAAAGUCGCUGUGGUGGAAAUGUGGCAUUAUUGAUAUUUCAAGAGACUUUCCGUUCUGUUCACCCUCAAUGGCACAGACGAAAAAUAAAAUUCAGAAGCUGAGAGCUCUAACUUUGAAUUUUCAGUGUCACUGGAAUUUAAUUUAGACCCUGGCCCCUGUUGUGGAAACACCCCUGAAGCUUCCUAGUCUUUGAGCAAAGUUCCUGCGGCGGUGAUGCGGCAUUUUUGAUAUUUGGGGAGACUUUCCAUUCUGUUUAUCCUCAGUGAUACAGAAAGAAAUUCAGACAGAGAGCUCCCACUUUGAAUCCCCGCAGUUCCGUCUGCGUCCCUGUGCCACUUGCUAUGACUGUUUAAAUCUUUGAAGGAGCCCAAAUGCUUUUGUUGCGUCAGACACGAUCCAUCAGCCUCUGAAUCACUUCCAGACACGCUGCCGCUUCUCUCUGUGGCUGUUUUGCACCUCACAGGUUUCUCAUUUGGAUUCGCAAAACGGCACAAAAAUCAUUGAGGAGAAGGCGACUGAACACGCUCGGUGAUUCAGGCCUGUUCUAACUGGAAUAAAACUCUUUCUGUGUAUAUAGCCCUGAAUACACCUAAGGCCAAAUUACUGUACGUUUAUACUGUACCUCUAUAUAUUUUCUAUUUUACUAUCAAAGGUGAUUUUCUAGUCAUUUACACAUACAGUAUAUAUAACUGUGUGGAUUCUAUUUGAUAAUUUUAGCCUGGAAAUAUUGAUCAUGUUUAUAGUUUUAAUGGAAUGUUAUCUCUUUUUAUCUCUAUGAUUACGGUAGCAUCUUAAUGUCUAUAUCUCCAGCCAUAAACUGGUGCAGUUGUAUAAAGCAAAAUUAAAGAUUUGUUUCAAACCUUG
This is a messenger RNA of Mugil cephalus (flathead mullet), 7898 nucleotides long. RefSeq names its product protein tyrosine phosphatase receptor type Z1b (gene ptprz1b). Bases 410 to 4693 code for a protein of 1427 amino acids. Gene Ontology annotation, biological process: peptidyl-tyrosine dephosphorylation. The record is from RefSeq and is a predicted model, not a curated record. The transcript is spliced from 32 exons. NCBI's taxonomy places the organism in Eukaryota, Metazoa, Chordata, Actinopteri, Mugiliformes, Mugilidae. Gene Ontology annotation, molecular function: protein tyrosine phosphatase activity; protein binding.